CCUACUCAUCAGUAUGGGCAUCAAAGCAUAUGUGAGCUGCACUGUGUUAUAUGUCCUCCUAGAUGUUGUUGUCACUACUGUCCUAUACGCACAUGGAUCACACUUUAACAUAUUCACAAAGGAUGCUCUGGACUUCAGCAUCCUCCAUUCGUCACUGGACCUCUGGGGGACUGUGCUGCUCCGGGGCUCCCUGCUCCUUGGUGCUUCCAUAGGGGUGUCAUGGAACAGAGAGGACGGCCCAUCCAGGGUCACUAAACUCGCCACCCUGAUUAUCCUAAUCUGCAUGAUAGUCUUCACGUACACUCUGGCCAAGCUUCUGAUGCUGAGCGAGCUGGGGCCUGUGUCCCAGCAGCCAUGGCUCCUGAGCUUGAUCUGCUGGACUUGCGUCUCCUCUGUGGCUGUCACAGUGUUCUGGAACCUGCUCGGGAAGGAGUCCAACUCGGUGAGCAGUCAGAGCAGAGGCGACGGCAGCAGAAACGGCGAGCGAGGAGCUUCUGAGGACACCGAGAAGCUGGUGGAGACAGCCAAUGAGGAGGAGAAGGGGGAGGGACAGCAGGAGAUGGAGGAGAGCAGCUCAGGAGCUACGCUGGGACGUCUGCUGUACUAUUGUAGAAAAGAUGGUGGACUUCUCUCUGUCGCUAUCCUCUUCCUCAUCAUCUCCGCUGUGUGUGAAGCCUUCAUACCUUACUAUUACGGGCAAGCCAUAGAUGGCAUUGUGGUUCACCAGAGCAUGAAGGGCUUUGGUAAACCUGUGAUCACACUGGCAUUGCUGGCUUUAGCCAGCUCAUUUGCAAUGGGAGUACGUGGAGGAGUCUUCACGCUAACGUUUGCGAGGCUAAACGUACGGCUAAGGAAUAACCUCUUCAGAAAUCUGAUGAGGCAGGAAAUAGCCUUUUUCGAUGAAAACCAUACAGGUGACAUCAUCUCACGUCUGUCGGCGGACACCACCCAAGUGAGUGACCUCAUCUCCCAGAACAUCAACAUCUUCCUGAGGAGCACCAUCAAGGGCGUCGGCUUCUUCAUCUUCAUGUUCGGGAUGUGCUGGAAGCUGACGCUGGUGACCAUCAUGGGAUUCCCUUUCAUCGCCCUCGUCUCCAAACUUUACGGCGAGUACUACAAGAAACUGACCAAGGAGGUGCAAACAACCCUCGCGGAAGCCAAUAAAGUUGCGGAAGAAACCAUUUCAGCCAUGAGGACGGUGCGAAGCUUUGCCAACGAGAACGGGGAGGCCGAGUCCUACUACGAGAAGCUCUUAGUCAUGUUCCAGCUCAACAAAAAACAAGCCCUGGCCUAUGCUUGCUACAUGUGUUCCAGUUCUAUCUCGGAGCUCGCUCUAGAGGUGUCGAUCCUCUACUACGGCGGUUACCUCGUGAUUAGUGGUCAGAUGACUAGCGGUACCUUGAUAUCUUUUUUCAUAUACAUGCUGGAGCUUGGAGAAUGUCUGGAGAGCAUUGCAUCAGUGUACACAGGCCUCAUGCAGGGAGUGGGAGCAGCUGAGAAGGUUUUUGAGUACCUGGACAGAAAACCUAAACAUCCAGCUGAUGGUGAAGAGGCUCCAGAGGCGUGCAACGGUGUGGUGGAAUUUAAAGACGUGACAUUUGCCUACCCUACACGCCCUGAGACUGAUAUUCUCAAGGGAGUGUCAUUCACUCUGCAGCCUGGAGAGGUGACGGCACUGGUGGGACCUUCAGGCAGUGGAAAGAGCUCCUGUGUGAGUCUAUUGGAGAACUUCUACCUUCCUCAGCAAGGCCAAGUGCUGCUGGAUGGAAAGCCUGUUCACACCUUCCAGCACGACUACCUCCACUCCAAGGUGUCUCUGGUGGGUCAGGAGCCUGUGCUGUUUGCGCGGACAAUCGAGGAGAACAUCACAUAUGGCCUGGCUGAUGUGCCCACAGAGGCUGUGCAGCAUGCCGCCACCAAGGCUAACGCUCACGACUUCAUCGCCGCCCUCCCUAAAGGCUAUGAGACAAGUGUUGGAGAGAAGGGCACCCAGCUGUCAGGGGGGCAGAAACAAAGGGUGGCCAUCGCCAGAGCUCUCAUCCGCAACCCUCGCAUUCUCAUCCUGGACGAGGCCACCAGCGCCCUGGAUGCAGAGAGCGAACACAUCGUUCAGCAGGCUCUGAACACCAUCAUACGGGAGCACACGGUGUUGGUGAUCGCUCAUCGACUGAGCACGGUGGAAAAGGCGGACAACAUCAUCGUGAUUGACAGGGGCUGUGUGGCCGAACAGGGGUCCCACAGUCAGCUGAUGGCCAGCGGGGGGCUCUACUUCAAACUGGUGCAGAGGCAGGUCCUGGGCAUCGAGACGGGGGCGGAGGUCCUCAACCCGUCCGAAAACCUCAGCUGGAAGUCCGACGGAGGACGGCGGCGGAGCAGAAAGAGCAGCAGCAGCAGCGCCAGCGAAUCAGAAUACAACGCUCGCUACUGAGAAAUGAAUGUGUGGAGAUGUGAUUGGACUGCUGGAUGCUUUUAAGGGUUUAUAGCAUUAUUAAUAUUUUUUCAUUCAAAUCAUAUAUAGCAGAUAUUUUAUGCAGAUAUCCAAAGAAUGACAGGUGUGAAGUAGAGAAGGCCCUCAAACAGAAUUGAGAGCACAGAACACUUCAAACGCACCACUGAAAUCCAGGAUCAUAGUAAAUAACAUGAAAUAAUGUUAUUAAUGACUUAACCAGAGUAUCAUUAUUAAAUUAUGAAUAUAAAGUCAAAUGUAUCAAAUCCUAUCAAAAGUGGGAGGGUAAGGGUUGUAUUUCCAGUAAGUAAAACUUGAAUGAAGGGCCAGUAUAAUCUAUGAACACUAACUGACAUAUUAGCUUUAGGAAGAGCUAAAUGUUGCCUCUGGUGUACUGUAUAAGAUUGUGGUUUGUGUAUUUAUUUAUUUUUACACUCCAGACAGAUCCGUUGUUAUUUUAAUGAAAUUUGCCUCAGGACGUAAUUUUCGCUUUCAUAUUUAUUUCACUGUGGCAGGUGUGGAAAUGCUUUAUGAUGUUUCUUUUUCAAGGCUGUUCUAUUAUAUUAUGUGUAUUAAUUCCACAUAGAAGUGGUAUACUACAAUGGAUAGACGGGUGCCUUUGUGUGUGGAAGUGAAUGCACUAAGACAUCUGUGAUCGUCUACAAUUAGGAUCAUACUGCAAUUCUGUACAAGCACUAUAAAUGAAAUACAAGCAACACUGUAAAAAUGUACUGCAUGCUGUCCUUUAUGGAUACUAACAUGCUGGAUUAAUGCCAUAUGCUGCGUUUACUGUCUUCUGGUUAUUCAGAUUUCAGCUGAUGAACAC
Scomber scombrus (Atlantic mackerel) is the source of this 3272-nucleotide messenger RNA. RefSeq names its product ATP-binding cassette, sub-family B (MDR/TAP), member 9 (gene abcb9). NCBI's taxonomy places the organism in Eukaryota, Metazoa, Chordata, Actinopteri, Scombriformes, Scombridae. The transcript is spliced from 12 exons. Gene Ontology annotation, cellular component: lysosomal membrane. The coding region runs from base 14 to 2428 and encodes 804 amino acids. Gene Ontology annotation, biological process: transmembrane transport; peptide transport. The record is from RefSeq and is a predicted model, not a curated record. Gene Ontology annotation, molecular function: ATP binding; ATP hydrolysis activity; ABC-type oligopeptide transporter activity.